AUGGAGAUCGGGGAAAAGCUAAAAGAGCUCAACAUGACAGCAGAUGAAAUGAGGAGAUUGACAAAGGCGUUUAAAGAUGAGAAAUUCAGGGAAAUGCUGAAUGAUUAUGCCCAGGAGAUAGCCGAUCCAGAGAAUAGGAGAAUCUAUGAGGAGGAGAUUGCUAUACUGGAGAAGGAGAGGGGAAACAACAUUGAGUUCAUCCACCCGAAGCCAUUCAGAGCCCUGAGGACCAGCGUGAACAGCAAGCAGAAGUGCUACAUCAACAUCUGUGCGAAUGACAAAGUUGGGAAGCCUGAGUGUAAGUGGGGGUUGUCUGAGGAUGGUCGCAGAGGGCACUGUUGGUCACUGCCUCACAAUCUUCACCCAGGAAGGGAAGACACCGAUCCAAAAGGGAACAAAAUCAUGAUCUAUGAUGUCAUAUUCCACCCUGACACCCUCCACAUAGCAAACAAAAAGGCCGAAUUCAUGCAAAUGGUGAUCAGCACGGCCAUUCAGGGAAUCCAGGAUGCCUUUAAGGUGACGCUGGACAAAAACAAUGUGAGAGAGAUGAACACAAAGUACAAGGGCACACCUCAGCCUUGUGUAAUCCGUAAACCCAUCCCUGGAUAUACAGCCAAACCUCCUGAAGAUCACCCACUUGCCUUUCCUUACCCAGAUGAAAAAAACCUGAAAACUUGCCCUGAUCCCAAACCUAAAAGCUUCGAAAUUAAGAAUGAGAAAAGCAAACUGCCCACUGAACCAAGCUACACCAUAAAAUAUCGAUCAUUCAUUGACCUGCAGGACUUCAGAUGCUCCAGAGACUCCGGAAAGAGCCCCAGGCCCAAAGAGAUUGUCAUCACCAUCGACGUACCUCUGCUGAAGUCAGUGGCGGAUGCCAGCUUGGAAGUGAAAGAGAAAACUCUGCUGCUGGAGUCGGAGACGCCCGCCUACAGGCUGGAGCUGCCUCUGUCCUACCCAGUGGACGAGGAGAGAGGAGAAGCCAAGUUCAGCAAGCAGAGAAGGCAACUGACGGUCACGCUGCCCGUCCUUCCCUCCAAUGAGGUGAUGGAGUUUUGCUGGAGUAAUAACGGGACGGAAGGUGUCACGGAGGAACGGGAGAUGCAAGCUGAAGAAAGUCAAGUACUUGAAGAAGAGGUGGUUAAAGGCCAGGACAGCGUUGACAGUGAGGAAAUCAUGAUGCAAGAUCAGGAAGAAGAUAUUGGUGAGGAGGAGCAGCUGGAAGAGAACGGACCAGGUACAGAACUUGUGCAGGAGGAAAAAGGAGUUGACGAAAAGAGAAGAGAGAAUGAACAGGAAAAUGGAGAACAGAAUGCUCUUUAUAUUCAAGAAAGUUUGGUUAACCUCAAUGAAAAUAAUAAAAAGGAUUCAGUGAGGGAAGCAAAUGCGCCACAGACAAUUGAAUCUAAUCAAGAAAACCCAACGUAUGUUGAUCUGCUCCAGAUUUCACCCGUGGUCCCCACUCAACCUUCUUGUCGUGUGGAAAAUGCACAUGUGGACUUGUUUUCAGAUUCAAGCGCUCAAGUAAAAGAUGCCUAUAUGCGAGAAACAGCAGAAACAAAAGAGAAGGUGAAGAAAGAUCAGGACGCGAGUGAGAAAGCUGAGAUGGCGGAUCAGCAAGAAAAAUAUAGUAGUGUGGAGGAGCAAUUGACAGAGAAGAGAACAUGUGAAAAUCUUGCGGAGGAGGACACACUUGAAACUGGAGAACGGGAUGGCCUUCGCAUGAAACAAAGUCAGGUCAACCUCACUGAAAAUGAAAGUAAGUAUCUUGUGAGGGAAGAGGAGCAGCUGAUGGGGAAAAGAAACAUGGAGGACACACAGGAAAUUGGAGAACGGGGUGUACAGUGCAUUCAAGAAAGUCAGAUCAACCACAGUGAAAAGAAAAAUAAGACGCAAGUGAAAGAAGAUGCACUGCGGGGAAUGCACUCUCAAAUAAACACAGAAAGUGUUGAGCGACUGCCGAUUUCUGUGGCGCCAGAAAAUGCAUAUUUAGAUUCAAGCACCCAACUGAGGAACGACGAUAUGAAAGAAGCUGCAGAGACCGAAGAGAAAGAUGUGAAGAUGGAACUAGAUGCACUACAGGAGGAUGUACUAUCUGGUCAAAUCCCCACUCCAGAUAUAAGCUUGAAAAACACCAAAGAACUAAGUGAGACACCAGAAGAAGCUUCUUGCAUGGGAGGAGGCGACAAAGUAAGGCACAUACCUGAGGAAAGCACCCCGACCUUGACGAAGGAUGAGGUGAGGAUGAGGGAAAAUGAGGAGGACCUGCCGGAAAAGGAGGUCAUCCAAAAACCAGAACCAGACAAGAAGCCACCGCCUGUCUCACUGAGAGAAAUUGACCAAGAUGGAAACGUGACCGUGAUCAACGAUCACGCCACAUCAGCGGGAUUCCUCUUCCAGAACUCCCUCAUGUAUGAACUUGACUGA
Molecule: messenger RNA, 2424 nt
Organism: Hippocampus zosterae (dwarf seahorse)
Lineage: Eukaryota; Metazoa; Chordata; Actinopteri; Syngnathiformes; Syngnathidae
Gene: dnaaf2
Product: dynein axonemal assembly factor 2
Exons: 2
Coding region: 1-2424 (807 amino acids)
Biological process (GO): axonemal dynein complex assembly
Cellular component (GO): cytoplasm
Source: RefSeq, a predicted model, not a curated record